Leguminivora glycinivorella is the source of this 3467-nucleotide messenger RNA. RefSeq lists its product as uncharacterized. The coding region runs from base 1160 to 2527 and encodes 455 amino acids. Gene Ontology annotation, molecular function: nucleic acid binding; zinc ion binding. NCBI's taxonomy places the organism in Eukaryota, Metazoa, Arthropoda, Insecta, Lepidoptera, Tortricidae. The record is from RefSeq and is a predicted model, not a curated record. The transcript is spliced from 2 exons.
GUAACGUUAGCGUUUUAACGCUUCUUGAAUAAUCAGUCCUGUCACGGAAGGCGUAAAGGAAGUUCCUUUUUAACCUAAUAAAUUUCAAUAGAAAUAACGCCUGACCGAAUACUGAAGUUGACUUGAUGACAAACGUAAGUCCACACGCACGGCGAUAUAGGCGUUUAAAGAUCGUACAACCAGUAUGUAACGCCACCGCGGGGCGCGGAGGGGACUAACGGAUAGACCUCGUCCAUUUGGAUCGGCGCGGCGACGCGAGUUGCCCGCUCCACUUAUUUUAAUUUUUUUAAAAAAGGGCACUCUCGGACGAUGACGUUCGAAGGGUUUUCUAUUCAUUUAAACAUGAGAACCUAAUUUAAUUCGUGUGUGAGUGUUUUCCCCCGCUCGGCGUGCCUUCCUGCUUUCUGCACUUCCCACUUGGCGCUUUUACUUCAUAAGGCAGAAUGUCGCAGGCAGUAACGCAAAAUCGGACAUUUCACUAAACGUCCAAUAAUAACGAAUUCCAGGGGACCUACCACCUACCACCCAACACUGGCUCCGGAGACCACCUACUGCUCUGCCGCACCCUGAACACCGGGAAGAAGUGACGUCACACCUUGCCAUGCGCGCCGUCCGCUGCUUCACCGAGCGAUAGUCAGGGAAGUGCCACUCGUUCUAAAGCGUCUUCAAGUGAAUGCGAGCUCGAUCUAAAUUGUUCGGACUUACUCCUGAGAUCUAUUUUUUAAUCUUUUCGGCUGCCUACCCUACAUUUGUAUUUUUUUUUUAAAAAGUAAUUUUUUUAUAUUAUAAUUUUUAUUUUUGAAAAGAUUGUUUUAUUUAUAUAACUAGUAAAGAACCUAACGUUUCAUUGGCGCCCAAUCAUAGGUAUUUAGUUACUGAGCCGUAUUCGCUUGAACUUGCUUUGGUAUUAUCUAGUAAUCAUUGGUGUUGGCUGUUUUUUGUAUUAGGUUUUAAGUGUGUCCAGGUGUUCAUCAAACUGUGCUAGUAGGCGUUUUUUCUAUAAAAUCACAUUAUAUUUUCCGGUCGACUACCCACACUUUGAUGAGCAUUGUCGAACUACCUACCUAUUUUUGAGAUCUGAUUGAUUCUUCUUUCUAUAUUAUUUUAAAUCUAACUAUAAUUGUUUUGUGGAAUUGCGACACACACCUACGGGCUAAACAUGUCUUACCAAAUUAAAUACCUUUCGCUUCAAAAGUCGGAGUUGGAGUACGAGGUUGCUGUUAGGGGGGGUACUAUAGGAGAAUCGGUUCAGGAGCUUAGGAAACAGAUUGUGAAGCUUAGUCCGCUAUUGCCUGCCGAGGAUAUUUUGGAGUCUCAUUUGGAUCCUAGUGCGGAUUUGGCACAAGUUAGGGAGACCUUGUCAAAAACUAGAGAUAACAUUAUUUCCCUUCAAUCUAAAUAUGACAGGAAUGGUUAUUCACGGACAGAGAAUAUGCUGCAUCAUGUUUAUUACCGACUCAUUAGGGUGGAUAGGUCGGAAGCAAUUGAGGCUACCUAUUCAGAGUUAUCUAAGGCCUUCAAGCAACAGUUUUCAGAGCUUAAAGCGUUAAAAAAGGAACCGUCCUCUGGGUCAAUGAGCUCCGAGCCGCUAUCUGACAUAAUUUCGGUAUCGUGCGAGAAAAGGCUAAUUUCUGAUGUGGUUAGCAAACUGAAGUACUCUGGUAAAACGUGCGUUCGGGCAUUCGUGCAAAAAGCCGAGGAACUAGCUAUAUCUAGGGGGAUGUCCAAGGAUAAGUUGUUGUCGUUUGGCUACGAGAUUUUUACUGACGCAGCUUUGCAUUGGUACCGAUGUGCCAGAGGUAGGGUGCAGUCUUGGGAGGACUUAGUUAAGCUAUUAAUUCAAGAUUUUAGCCAGGCUAACUACGAUUACCUUUGGAUGGAUGAAAUAAGAAAGCGUACACAAGGUGAACAGGAGAACAUCACAAUUUACGUUUCUAUUAUGCAGGGUAUGUUUUCUAGGCUUGCUAAACAACCAUCAGAAGAGGAAAAACUCGAAAUACUCCUGCACAAUAUACGUCCGGUCUAUGCUAGUACCCUCGCUGCAUCUUCCAAUGUUUCUAGUAUUCAGGGCCUGCAGGAUCUAUGCCGCAGCUACGAAAAUAUACAGUCACGACUUGCUCAUUUUCACGAACCACCGAAAGCUGAUUCUGAUACGCUGGCCCGGGAGUUUGCAUACGACAGGCAGUUACCUAGCUCUUCCAGUAACCGUGCCGGCGCUUCAUAUAACUGUAGUGAUUCUGAUUACAAGAGUAGUAACUACAGGAAUAGAUUUUUCAAAUCCUACCCUAACAAUACCAAUCAGUAUACUAAAAAGAACACGGAACGACCAAACAGCGCCAACGUUAACGCAAUAGAGGCUAAUAAUAGUUCCGAUUCUAAAAACUCCUACUGUCCUAGAUGUCGCGUGACCUCCCAUUCUUUAAAGACUUGUCGACAGCCUCACUUCCUGAUUUGUUUCAAGUGUGGUAAGAAGGGCGUACGUUUCCCUGAUUGCACAAAUUGCCAGUCUGCCGUUCAAAAAAACUGAGUACGGUGGAUUGUAGCGACGAAGAAUGUAAGAACGAAAGAAUUAUCAUAGAUAAACAAGACGAUGCUGAGUGGACUAGUUGGCUCAGUUUUGUUUCCAAUUUCUUUUCGUGCUAUUCCGUUUCUUCAAUCCACAAUAUUCAGUCCGACCAUUCUCGUCCUCACGUUAUGGUCGAAAUUCGAAGUAAGCCACUAAUCGGUUUGCUUGAUACCGGCUGCCCGGUAACUAUUUUUGGUAACAAUUCGCAUACGUAUUUUUUGGACAGAGGGUUCAAAAUACAGCGGUGGUCAUCUUCUGAUCUCGUGGCUGCAGGUCGCCAUAAAUUACCUUGUCUGGGCGUGAUGUAUAUUCCAGUUAAAUUCCUAGACCGGAGUCACGUACUAACUAUCCACGUUGUUCCCAGUGUGCAGAAUUCUCUCAUUCUCGGCAUGGAUUUCUGGAAUAAGUUUGGGUUAUUUCCUAAGUAUCUGUCUAGUGUGUUGAUACGUCCUGAGUCCGAAGUCGCUCUAGCUGCUAUUGAGGCGGAUAGUAAUAAGAAACAGCUUUGCAGUUACGAACAUUUGUCAAAUGAUCAAAAAACUACAGCAGAUCAUAUUAUUUCGCAAUUCUAUGACAUAUCCUAUGAGAAAUGCGGCCUGGGUAGGACUACCUUAACCACUCAUGUUAUUGAUACUGGCGAUUCUGCCCCCAUCCGUCAACGAUAUUAUAGGGUGCCAUUAGAAAAACAACGCGUUUUGAUUGAACAACUUGAUGAAAUGAUUAAAGACGACGUGGUUGAACCUUGCGAGAGCGCGUGGUCAUCGCCGGUUUUGCUCACUCCUAAGAAAGAUGGUAAACUAAGAUUUUGUUUGGACAGUCGCAAGCUUAAUGCCGUAACUAAGAAGGAUGCGUACAGUUUGCCUUAUAUAGCUGAAAUAUUGGAUAAUCUUCGAGAUGCCAA